GCACAAACCAUGGAAAGGAAUGACAUCAUUGACUUCAAGUCUUUGGAGAAAGAGCUGCAAGGUGCACUCGCUGCGGAUGAGAAGUACAAGCGGGAGAAUGCUGCCAAGCUGCGGGCGGUGGAGCAGAGGGUGGCUUCUUAUGAGGAGUUCAGGGGUAUUGUCCUUGCUUCGCAUCUGAAACCGCUGGAGCGGAAGGACAAGAUGGAGGGGAAGAGAGCCAGACCUUGGAACUGUUACACUUCCCAGGGAAGCACCUCCCAGGAUCAGGCCACUGAAAUCUUCCAGGCGAAGCCACUCUUGCAGCCCGAGACCUCAGCAGAGUUCUACCGCGACUGGCGGCGACACUUGCGAAGUGGCCCAGAGCGCUACCAGGUCCUGCUGCAGCUCGGGGGCCCAAAGCUGGGCCACCUCUUCCGGAUGGACGUGGGCUUUGGACUUCUAGGGGAGCUGCUGGUGGCACUGGCCGAUCAUGUGAGGCUGGCCGACCGGGUGGCCGUUCUGGGAAUCCUUCGCAGCCUAGCUAGCACUGGGCGAUUCCGCUUGAACCUGAGCCUGCUGAGCAGAACAGAGAGGGAGAGCUGCCGAGCCUUGUUUCAGAAGCUACAGGCCAUGAGCGCCCCCAGACCCACAACAGAGGGGCUCCAACCGGAGGAGCGGGAUCUGGAGGAGCAGUCUGCUGGGCCCCAGGAGAAGCUCCUGCAGGAGUUACUAGAACUGUACCAGGUGGACUGAUAGGACCAGCUGCCCCCUGAAGCCCCCAGGGGCCACUGGAGGCAUCAUUUGCUGUUAUCUUCAGGGCACUGCAGAGCGAUGGGAAGCCACACUUGAUUGGCUUCCCAACUUGGAAUGUUCAGAACAAAAGCAGGAACAGUGUCUCCUCCCCUCUGCCAGUCCUUUGGGGGUUCCCUUUGGAAGCAGUUUCGCUUCCCACCUUGAGAUGGCACCCUUCAAGCUUGCCUAACCUCUAGCCCUCUGGCCCUGAGAGGGGUGUGUGCCCAACCCAAUGAGGAGACAAUUACACCCUCCAUGCAACAGAGGUAGAAAUACAGCGGGGCAUCUCCCGGGGGGAUUCAGUACCGAUCGACCCAGAUUUCAACAUCACAUCUACAACCCAAGCCCCAACCACCAGGUGAUCGAAUGCUACUGCAUCUGGGAUGUAGCAGUUCCAGUGCAGGCUGGUUCUGGGAAAGCCCAAGGCUGCGAGCUCAGGCCUGGGAGCCCUUCCUUCUUCCUAU
Molecule: messenger RNA, 1235 nt
Organism: Echinops telfairi (small Madagascar hedgehog)
Lineage: Eukaryota; Metazoa; Chordata; Mammalia; Afrosoricida; Tenrecidae
Gene: DNAAF19
Product: coiled-coil domain containing 103
Exons: 3
Coding region: 10-732 (240 amino acids)
Biological process (GO): epithelial cilium movement involved in extracellular fluid movement; determination of left/right symmetry; inner dynein arm assembly
Cellular component (GO): outer dynein arm
Source: RefSeq, a predicted model, not a curated record